GCACCUUUGUUCCUGCAAUCUCAGUAUAAUCUCUCUCUGCGCAAGCUCUCUCCUCUCUCAGACACGCACAUACGCGCUCACUCUCUGGUUUAAGUCUCUAUCAAACCCUAAUUCUUCCUCUGCGGCCAUGGGGAAAGCAGUCGUCUCGGACGACGAAGACGAGCUCGAGGUGGGAGACGAUAGGGAACCCCUCGAGGACGAGGACGAAGCCAGGGGACGCGGCGUCGACGACGAGGACGAGGACGAAGAAGAUGAAGAGGGACAGGAUGAGUACGAGAAAGAUGGAUUUAUUGUAGAUGAUGUUGAUGAAGAAGAAGAAGAGCAGGACGAAGAGGAGGAUAGGCCGGACAGUGAUGAGGAGAGGCAGAAGAAGAAGAAGAGAAAGAAGAAUGUUAAGGAGUUUCAACUUGAUGAGGACGAUUACGAUCUCCUUGAAGACAACAAUAUCACUGGUUUUCACCGCCCAUCGAAGGAGAGCAAAAAGUUUAAACGGCUGAAGAAAGCACGGAGGAAUGCUGAUGAGGAGAGCUCUGCGUUUUCUGAUGAGGAGGAGGUUGUUGGAAGUGGUAAAGGCGGACGAACUGCGGAGGAGAAACUCAAGCGCAGUCUUUUUGGGGAUGACGAGGGACCACCGCUCGAGGAUAUUGCUGAAGACGAAGAACCAAUGGAGGAGGAAGAUGUAGAGAUAGGUGAUGAUGAUGACAUGGCCGAUUUUAUUGUGGAUGAGGAAGAAGUUGAUGAGAAUGGUGCUCCUGUCAGGAGGAGGAAGUUUAAGAGAAAGAAGUCUAGACAGGCUCCUGGAGUGUCAUCAUCUGCGCUCCAAGAAGCCCAUGAGAUUUUUGGCGAUGUUGAUGACCUCUUGCAGUUGCGGAAACAAAGCCUAGAAUCUACUGAAUUGAGGGAAAGGAGACUUGAAGAUGAAUUUGAACCUGUUAUUCUUUCAGAGAAGUACAUGACAGAAAAAGAUGACGUCAUUCGAGAGAGAGAUGUUCCGGAGAGGAAGCAGAUAUCCGACGGAGGUGUUAAUCUGCGGACAGAUGAAAUUGCUUCUCAAGAUGAGACUAACUGGAUAUACAAUCAGCUCACAAGUGUAUUAGCAUUUCUUUUCCGCAAGAAAGAUGGAGGGCAUGAUGUAUCUAUAAAGAAGGAUGAAAUACCAAGAUUUUUGAAUCAUUUGCACGGUCAGAAGUUGGAUAUACCUUUCAUUGCGAUGUAUCGUAAAGAGGAGUGCUUGAGCCUCUUGGGGGAUCCUGAAGGAAAUGAAAGUCUUGAGAAUGAUGAAAGUUUUGAGCGAGCACCUGCAUUGAAGUGGCACAAGGUACUUUGGGCUAUUCAUGAUCUCGAUAGGAAAUGGCUCUUGCUUCAGAAACGAAAGGCUGCUCUGCAGUUAUAUUAUUAUAAGCGAUUUGAGGAAGAGUCUAGACGAGUGUAUGAUGAAACAAGGCUCAGUCUGAAUCAACGGCUUUUUGACUCGAUUUGCAAGUCACUCAAUGCUGCAGAAACAGAAAGAGAGGUUGAUGAUGUUGACUCGAAAUUCAAUUUGCAUUUUCCUGCCGGCGAAGUUGGAGUGGAUGAAGGCCUAUAUAAGAGGCCCAAGAGGAAGUCGCAAUAUAGUGUUUGUAGUAAGGCGGGCCUAUGGGAGGUUGCGAGCAAGUUUGGAUACAGCUCAGAACAAUUUGGGUUAUUGAUAUCAUUAGAAAAUCUGGAGAAUACGGAUGAAUUGGAAGAUGCGAAGGAAACUCCGGAGGAGAUGGCCUCUAACUUCACAUGUGCUAUGUUUGAGACUCCACAAGCUGUUCUUAAAGGGGCACGGCACAUGGCAGCAGUUGAGAUUAGUUGUGAGCCCCGGGUUCGAAAAUAUGUCCGAAGUGUGUUCAUGGAUAAUGCUGUGGUGUCAACAAGUCCUACACCUGAUGGAAACUUGACUAUCGAUUCUUUUCAUCAGUUUGCUGGUGUUAAGUGGCUGCGUGAAAAGCCACUGAGUGCAUUUGAGGAUGCGCAGUGGCUUUUAAUCCAGAAAGCAGAAGAGGAGAAGUUGCUUCAAGUUUCAAUCAAGUUACCUGAGGCAGCACUGAAAAAGUUGGUACGUGACUGCACAGUUUAUUAUCUGAGUGACGGGGUAAGUAAAUCUGCUCAGCUGUGGAAUGAGCAGAGGAACUUAAUCUUGGUGGAUGCACUUCAUGGUUUUCUUCUUCCCUCAAUGGAGAAAGAAGCGAGAGCAUUGUUGACCAGUAGAUCCAAGAACUGGUUGGUAACUGAAUAUGGUGAGGCUCUGUGGAGAAAAGUUUCCAUUGGACCUUAUCAAAGGAAGGAAAGUGAGUUUAGCUCGGAUGAUGAAGCAGCACCAAGAGUUAUGGCUUGCUGCUGGGGUCCUGGAAAACCUGCGACAACCUUUGUAAUGCUGGAUUCAUCUGGGGAGGUCCUAGAUGUGCUUUAUACAGGAUCCCUUACCUUGCGGUCUCAAAAUAUAAAUGACCAGCAACGCAAGAAGAAUGACCAACAAAGGGUUUUGAAGUUCAUGACAGAUCACCAACCACAUGUUGUAGUUCUGGGAGCUGUCAAUCUGUCUUGCACACGGUUGAAGGAUGACAUAUAUGAGAUUAUUUUCAAAAUGGUGGAGGAAAAUCCUAGGGAUGUGGGCCAUGAGAUGGAUGGCUUAAGCAUUGUAUAUGGGGAUGAAUCUCUACCUCGUCUAUAUGAAAAUUCUCGGAUUUCAUCUGAUCAACUGCCUUCUCAACAAGGCAUUGUGAGGCGAGCUGUGGCUCUUGGGCGCUAUCUACAAAAUCCCUUGGCAAUGGUUGCAACUCUUUGUGGUCCUGGAAAGGAGAUAUUAUCUUGGAAACUCAAUCCUCUGGAGGAUUUUCUCACUUCCGAUGAGAAGUACAGCAUGGUUGAACAGGUCAUGGUAGAUGUUACAAAUCAAGUAGGGCUAGAUGUUAAUUUAGCUAUUAGCCACGAGUGGUUGUUUGCACCUUUACAAUUCAUAUCCGGGCUUGGACCUAGAAAGGCAGCAUCUUUGCAGAGGUCAUUGGUGAGGGCUGGAGCAAUUUACACUCGAAAAGACUUUGUAACUGUCCAUGGACUUGGUAAGAAGGUGUUUGUGAAUGCUGUUGGUUUCUUGCGUGUCAGACGAAGUGGCUUGGCCGCUAGCAGCAGCCAGUUCAUUGACUUGUUGGAUGAUACACGAAUCCAUCCAGAAUCUUAUAACCUAGCCCAGGAGUUGGCAAAAGAUGUUUUUGAUAAAUAUGGCGACGGUGAUGGGAACUUUGAUGAUGAGGCAUUGGAAAUGGCUAUAGAAUAUGUCAGGGACCAUCCGAAGUUUUUAAAAUCGCUUGAUCUUCCUAGAUAUGCUAAAGACAAGCAGCGUCAGAAUAAAAUACAGACGCUCCAUAUGAUUGUGAGGGAAUUGAUCCAGGGUUUUCAGGAUUGGCGAAAACAAUAUGAAGAACUUAGUCAGGAUGAGGAGUUUUAUAUGCUUUCAGGUGAGACCGAGGAAACUUUGGCUGAAGGAAGAAUUGUGCAAGCCACAGUACGCAGGGUGCAGCCUCUAAAAGCAAUUUGUGCUCUUGAAUCUGGUUUAACUGGCGUCCUUAUGAGGGAGGACUACUCGGAUGAUUGGAGAGACAUAUCUGAGCUGUCUGAUAGGUUGCAUGAAGGUGACAUCCUUACAUGCAAAAUAAAGUCGAUUCAGAAGAAUAGGCAUCAGGUUUUCCUAGUUUGUCGCGAGAGCGAGAUGAGAAAUAACAGAUCUCAGAAUGUCCAGAAUGUUGAUCCUUACUACCAUGAAGAUAGGAGCAGCUUGCAGAGUGAGCAAGAGAAAGCUCGGAAAGAGAAGGAGCUUGCUAAGAGGCAUUUCAAACCAAGAAUGAUUGUUCACCCUCGCUUCCAGAAUAUUACAGCUGAUGAAGCAAUAGAGUUCUUGUCGGACAAAGAUCCUGGUGAAAGUGUCAUUCGUCCCAGUUCUCGAGGGCCCUCUUAUUUGACCUUGACUCUUAAAGUUUAUGAUGGCGUUUAUGCACAUAAGGAUAUAGUUGAAGGUGGCAAGGAGCACAAAGACAUCACAAGUCUGCUUCGCAUUGGUAAGACAUUGAAAAUUGGGGAGGACAUCUUCGAGGAUUUGGAUGAGGUUAUGGAUCGGUAUGUGGAUCCCUUGGUGGGGCAUUUAAAGGCAAUGCUGAACUAUCGAAAGUUUAGGAAGGGCACUAAAGCAGAAGUCGAUGAGCUUCUGAGGAUUGAGAAAGCAGAGUGUCCUAUGAGGAUAGUUUAUUGCUUUGGCAUUUCCCAUGAACAUCCAGGCACCUUCAUCCUUUCUUAUAUAAGGAGCACAAAUCCCCACCAUGAGUACAUAGGUCUUUACCCUAAAGGAUUUAAGUUCCGGAAAAGGAUGUUUGAGGACAUUGAUCGGCUUGUGGCAUAUUUUCAGAAGCAUAUCAACGACCCUCAACAUGACUCGACGCCAUCAAUUAGGUCAGUCGCUGCCAUGGUGCCUAUGCGAAGCCCUGCAACUGGAGGUUCUUCAGGAACAUCUGUUGGCAGUGGUUGGGGUGGUUCCUCCAAUGAAGGCGGCUGGAGGGGCCAGUCUUUCGACAGAGAUAGAUCUUCAACGCCAGGGUCAAGAACAGGUACUGUCCGUCUAGAUACCUGAUAUAUAGGUCGUCGUGAUGGGCAUCCUAGUGGGGUUCCUAGACCAUAUGGUGGGCGUGGACGUGGUCGGGGCUCAUACAAUAAUAAUAGGGGGAGUAACACCCCCAGUAAUGACCGACAGGAUUCAGGUUACGACGCCCCUCAAUGGGAUUCAGGUAGCAAGGAUGGAGGUGACGGGUGGGGCAGCUUUCCAGGUGCUAAAAUUCAGAAUUCGCCGGGCAGGGAAGCAUUUCCUGGUGGAUGGGGUGCCGGAGGCAGUGGAAGCGGCGGAGGCGACCGUGGUGGUUGGGGAAGCGGCGGCAGUGCAAGCAGCGGAGGCGACCAUGGUGGUUGGGGAAGCAGCGGCAAUGCAAGCGGCGGAGGUGAUCGUGGUGGUUGGGGAAGUGGGACGGGAAGUUGGGGCGGCGCCGGUGCUACCGACGGUGGGACUGAGAACGGUGGCGGUUGGGGGGGUAGUAGCUCCAAGAAAGCUGCUGACGAUGGAUGGUCUGGCGGGGGUUGGUGAUUGUCAUGGACGAAAGCUUGGUAGUGUUUUUCCUUCUGUCCGAGGCUUUCCACGGUCUCUUUCCCCAAAUGAGCCGUGAAUUAAAAAAUGCUGACGUAGGUCGUGCUAUAAUAUAAUUUAGUUAUUUGUCUU
This is a messenger RNA of Rhodamnia argentea, 5281 nucleotides long. RefSeq names its product transcription elongation factor SPT6 homolog. Bases 128 to 4645 code for a protein of 1505 amino acids. The record is from RefSeq and is a predicted model, not a curated record. Gene Ontology annotation, biological process: positive regulation of transcription elongation by RNA polymerase II; nucleosome organization; transcription elongation-coupled chromatin remodeling. NCBI's taxonomy places the organism in Eukaryota, Viridiplantae, Streptophyta, Magnoliopsida, Myrtales, Myrtaceae. Gene Ontology annotation, cellular component: transcription elongation factor complex. The transcript has 17 exons. Gene Ontology annotation, molecular function: nucleosome binding; nucleic acid binding; histone binding.